Messenger RNA from Neodiprion virginianus, 3233 nucleotides. It is a transcript of the gene Sce, whose product is annotated as E3 ubiquitin-protein ligase RING1-like. The coding region runs from base 267 to 1559 and encodes 430 amino acids. The record is from RefSeq and is a predicted model, not a curated record. Gene Ontology annotation, cellular component: ubiquitin ligase complex; PcG protein complex. Lineage: Eukaryota; Metazoa; Arthropoda; Insecta; Hymenoptera; Diprionidae. The transcript is spliced from 4 exons. Gene Ontology annotation, molecular function: ubiquitin protein ligase activity; chromatin binding.
ACGAAUUUCGUAACAGAGGGCGCUAAAAAAUGGGAGACGUGAAAAACACGAGCGUGGGCUCCUCUACGACUGAUCGCUGCGGCUGUUCGCUGGCAGCUGUUGACUUCAGCGGUCGUUGAAUCGUCCGUAUGUUGCAUCGAGGAAAUAGAAAAAUAUAAUAAACCAGAUCGACGUACGUACAUGCAGAUUCGCACGCGUAUUACGGAUGCGGAAAUCGCGAAAAUCGCGCUAGAUCGAGAAACGAGCGGAAUAACCGAGGUCGGCGAAUGCUGGUAAGCAAGGAGCGGCGAGUAUCGGCGCAUAACAAAAGUGUUGUCGGCGAGACGAUGGCGUCGACGGAGCAAGUUGGUCUAAACAAGACGUGGGAGCUGUCGCUCUACGAAUUACACCGAACGCCGCAGGACGCGAUAACCGAUAACACGGAGAUAGCGGUGAGCCCGCGAAGUUUGCACAGCGAAUUGAUGUGUCCGAUAUGCCUUGACAUGCUGAAAAAAACAAUGACAACCAAAGAGUGUCUGCAUCGUUUUUGCUCCGACUGUAUCAUCACAGCGCUUAGGAGCGGCAACAAGGAAUGUCCGACGUGCCGGAAGAAGCUGGUGUCCAAGCGGUCGCUUCGCCCCGAUCCCAACUUCGAUCUUCUCAUUUCCAAGAUUUAUCCGAGUCGUGACGAGUACGAGGCCCAUCAAGAGCGCGUCCUGGCAAAGCUAAACAAGUCUCAUUCUCAAGCGGCACUGGUUAAUUCCAUCACUGAAGGGAUCAAGCUGCAGAGUCAGAACAGGCCACAGAGAUCUAGAAAGAAUGCCAACGAGCCGGAGAAUCCCAACGGUACAACGCUGAAUAACACCGGGGCAAAUACUAGCGGAAGAACAACACCCGUCACUCCGAUGAAUCCUGCAAAUCAAAGCGACUCGUCGCAGGGACCCAUUGGAAAUAUCAAUAACAGUAAUGGCCUGGGAAAUGUUAUUUCUAAUCCGAAUCAACAAAAUUCUAACAACACCGUAUCUCAACCAGCUAGUAGUCCUGCCGUUUCAGGGACAACGUCGAGAAAUUCAACAACGCCAUCUCCAAACCCAUCAAAUCAAAUUCCAAAGCCAGCAAAACGUCAAAAAAGUUUGCAGAAUUCGGAAAACGAUUCGGCGGGAUCUAGUAUAGAGGCUGAAACAGGUGGCGGUGAUUCUAUGGUGGAUACCGAAGGCGAAGGACCAAGUGAACCGUUGAUGCUGAACGAGAUUGAACUAGUUUUCAAACCGCAUCCAACAGAAAUGGCAGGCGAUAACUCACUGGUCAAGGCGUUGAAAGAAAACAGUGUUCGAUAUAUAAAAACAACGGCGAAUGCGACAGUCGACCAUCUGAGCAAAUACCUCGCCAUGCGUCUGACGCUCGAUCUGGACACAGAGCUGUCGGAGUCCCACAGGCAUUUAAACUUUUGCAUCUACAUCGCCCCGUCCCCAGGACAGCUCGUGGUUUUGAGCGGUUCUCAAACGUUGCGUCAAGUAAACGACAAAUUUUGGCGAGUAAACAGGCCCCUAGAGAUGUAUUAUUCUUGGAAGAAAACCUAGGGAAGGCCCAAGAAGUCUCAGUCAGACGAAAGCUAGUAUACAAUCGAUAUAAACUUGAAUCUGGGAGAAGGAACUUUCGAAAAUAGCUAUAACCAUGUUACAACGUUUUUACGUGAAAGAGAGAAAGAGCGGUUUGGUAUUUUUUAUGAAAACAACCGUAACAGAAAAUUAUUUGAUAAAAUACCCUACAGUGACAACAGCAAACAAAAUGAUUAAUUUUCACUCCUGCGAGCAAUUCAGACAGUAGCGAGAGACUUAUUGUUGCAAAUUACUCUGGCUCAUGCCACUAGAGACCACCUGUAAGUUGUGGACGUCACGUCACGUCAAUAAUGUCCGAGACAGCGUCUCACAAACACGUCACCUCGGUAACAGAGACCCUAAUGCAGUUCAGUUUCAGAAUUCCAUCGAAGUCACCGCAGUUCGAAUCAAAGAAUUAAGACAAUCAGUUAGCCCGACUGUUGCUGAAAAAGUUAUACGGAUUUUUUUUCAUAUUUAAUAUGUUCUAUGGUCCAGGUACCAUGAUCGUACUUCCGAGUGUACUAUCGCAAUUCGAACUGAGUUCAAACCUUUGCAAGUAACUGUCAAAUAGCAUAUUUGAACUUGUCCGUAUGAGAGCAAGCUCUCAUUAAUUUAUUAUCGGCGAGUUUGACGUUACUACUUGCGAGACGUACACUCAGAAGUGCGUCCAUUGGCGACCAUCGCUCUCGAGAGUUUUACCUUCACGUAAACAGGCACUUUCACUUCAUUUUUCCACUCUCUUCCGAUUGGGAGAGAUUGGUAAAAUUUUUCUCAACAGUAUCGGAUUUCUUAUUUUUCCAGCGAUCUGAAAUUUUAUGAUAUCAACUCGCGUGAGAAUGGAAUUCCGUCGUUUACGUUUGUUGUAAUCGGAACAAGUUGUCGGAAUUUAAACAUGUACAUAGAACGAAAAAAGAAAGAAAUACAUACUUUACAAGACCAUCGCGAUACCGUGUUAAAAUGUGUUUCAUAGUUUUGGAAAGGACACGCAAGAUACACGGACGUUAAUUUUUUACUCCGUUUGAAACUGUUAGUGUAUUAUUCGAACGUGUAUAUUAAUGUUAUGUUGAAUUUAAUAUCAGAUGUUUUUCAAACGGUAUGCCUAAACCGAUUUUUUAUAAAUACAAUUAAUAUGGAAUACCUAACACGAUAUACGUAAUAAGUGAAUAGAUACGAAUUACCCAUUAGUCGGCUGACUCGAUUAGGGGUAGAGGACCGUUUGUGAUAAAAUUGUGUAUGUAGUAAUUGAUCAAUAUUAUACAAUUAUACGAUAAGCCAUCAACGCUUUCGUCAAUCCGAAUUGUAAUAUAAUAUAUUUUAUAUGUUAUCUGACGAUGAAAUGAACCAGUGUAAAUAAUAUGUACAUAAUUGUUGAGCACUUUAUUAACAUGGCCCCAAUCAUCAAUCAAUCAUCCAGCUAUAAAUUUAAUCGUACAUGCUACUCUUCUAUUUUUAGAACUGUGAAAUUAUGAGAAACUUCUACGAAUACUGGAGAAAAAUAUCGGUUAUUCGAAAAUAAAAUUUCUACGAAUUUCAAAAUUUAUUUGACAUGAAUUUCUGCAUUAUAUUUUUUACAAUGCAGACGUGUUUCCAAAGUUCUAUGUGAAAAGCAAACGUUUGCGAGAAUGAGAAAAAAAAAUAUACGAAUACAAGUGUACA